Molecule: messenger RNA, 2056 nt
Organism: Saccostrea cuccullata (small rock oyster)
Lineage: Eukaryota; Metazoa; Mollusca; Bivalvia; Ostreida; Ostreidae
Exons: 2
Coding region: 11-2056 (681 amino acids)
Source: RefSeq, a predicted model, not a curated record
AGCAUAAAAAAUGGAAAAACAAGACGAAUACAGCCAUAAGUAUUAUCCCUGCAUCCUAUGCAAAAAGAGGACUAAACCAAAUGAUCGAAAAAAAUGUGAAACAGUUGGAAUGCGCCGUUUUCUUAGAAGAAACUUUCUCGUAGAAGCAAGUUCAAAUGACAUCCUGUGCAACAAAUGUAGGCAUAAAUACUAUAAACAGCAACAAACAAAAAGUGAAAAAAUUUCAUGCAGAGAAGCAACAACACAACAAAAUAAUCAACAACAAAAAACAGCUGUGUCAAGUCCACCAUCCAUAUCUAUGCCUCUCCACAGGACAGCGUCUUCCCAUGCAUACUGUUUUGUCUGUAGGCGUCCAGGUCCCAAACUUAUGGUUGUGCCUCCAUCAGCUAGAUUUAAUGCCUUCCUCAACAGAGAAAUAAUCAUUCCACCAGGAUGCAGAUGUUGCCCUUCACAUAUUGAAGAUGGGGAUUUUACUCCUGGAGUGCUGCAAGAUAUCAACACCUUGGACUCCUCAUUACUAAACAGAACAACAAUAUUAGAACUCAUCAGAAAGAUUAGAGAAUAUGCUUUGAAAUCUUCUUCAAAAUUCACUUUUGACUCUUCCAGUAUGAAUAGCAGUGAUUAUGUCACACUCACCAGUCUCACAAAAGAAAAUUUUGAUGAUCUUCACAAAGCCAUAGCAGGUGAUGUAAGAAACACACAGAAUAGGAGCUCCAGGAUGUCCCUUGGUAUUUUCCUCUUGAAGCUAAGAUCUGGAAUGUCCUACCAGCUCCUCAGCACAAUAUUUGGAAUCUCUAAAUCAUCACUUCGCAGAGCCAUGAAAUCAGUCCGUUCUGCUUUACUAAAAAAUUUUGUACCAAACAACUUAGGCUUGCAACACAUUUCCCGUGAAGAGAUCAUUACAAACCAUACUCGACCCCUAGCUCAAGAACUUUUUGGCAACAUGAAUAAUCAACAAGUCAUUGUAGUUUUGGACGGCACUUACAUCUACAUCCAAAAAAGCAGUAAUUUUCAAUUUCAACGAAGAUCAUACAGCACUCAUAAGGGCAGGCCACUUCUUAAACCAAUGGUUGUUGUAUCCACUGAUGGCUAUUUUCUAUCUGUCGUUGGCCCCUAUUUGGCUGAUUAUAAAAACAAUGAUGCAUCCAUUUUGAACCACAUGCUGAAAACCAACGUUGAAGACAUGAAAAACUGGUUUAAAGAUGAUGAUGUCUUUAUCGUGGACCGGGGAUUUAGGGAUGCCAUUGAAGUGCUGGAGGAGUUUGGUAUAAAGGCACAGAUGCCAUGUCUGCUAGGCAAAGGUGAUAAGCAGAUGUCAGAUCUUGAUGCUAAUGCUUCCCGGCUAGUCACAAAGAUCCGUUGGGUAGUGGAGGCUGCGAAUUCGAGAAUCAAACACUGGAAAUAUCUCGCCCAUACACUUCCUACCAACCAAGUGCCCUAUAUUGGCGAUUACGUGCGAAUUGUUUGUGCAAUAUCUAACAAAUAUUACAAACCACUAUCGUCUGGCAAUCUUGAUGAUGACAUAGCCCUGGCAGCCAAAAUGAGGCAUCUUUACACUCAAAUCAACACUCUCAAGACAUUUGUAGAGGAAAAUUCCUUGGACAGAAGAUCAGUUAACUGGGACACUGCUCCAGAAUCUCUUGAAUUUCCUAGACUUGAUGAGGAAGAAAUCAGAAACUUAACUUGUGGGGUUUAUCAGCUGAAGCUUUGCCCGAGUUAUGUUCAGGAGUACCUAGAUGGUGACGUCAACAUACUGCUACAUAAAGAGUUUCCUGGACUAAUUCGGGUCAAGCUUCAGAGCAGACAUAUCUCCUCCAAGAUGUACCUCCUCUGGAUUCAGUUCACAGAGUCCAACAUUACAGCUUGGUACUGCAGAUGUCGUGCAGGAGCUCGUGUAGUUGGAGUCUGUUCUCACAUAGCUUCAGUAAUAUGGUACCUCGGUUUUGCCAAGUAUAAUGUCGAGUCCAUACCCGGUGUCCAAAACUGGUCAGAUUUUGUGAUGGAUGCUGCAGUCAUUGAUGAAUCCUCUAGCAGUGAAAGUGAAAAAGAGGAAUAA